Molecule: messenger RNA, 1461 nt
Organism: Panicum virgatum (switchgrass)
Lineage: Eukaryota; Viridiplantae; Streptophyta; Magnoliopsida; Poales; Poaceae
Exons: 2
Coding region: 1-1461 (486 amino acids)
Biological process (GO): DNA integration
Molecular function (GO): nucleic acid binding; RNA-DNA hybrid ribonuclease activity
Source: RefSeq, a predicted model, not a curated record
AUGGUCGCGGUCUACAUUGACAACAUCGUCAUCAAGAUGCUGCGCACGGAUGACCUGGUCGCCACCCUGAGAACCACGUUCACAAAUCUCAAGAGGUUCAACAUCAAACCGAACCUCGAGAAAUGCACGUUCGGUGUGCCUAAGGGCAAAGUACUUGGAUACAUUGUGUUCGAGCGUGGCAUCGAAGCCAACCGCGACAAAAUCGCGGCCAUCACCAACAUGGGACCCAUUCGCGGCGUUAAGGGCGUCCAGAGGCUAACCGGGUGCCUGGCAGCGCUCAGCCGAUUUAUCGCCCGGCUGGGAGAACGAGGCUUGCCUCUAUACAAACUCCUCAAGAAAUCCGACACCUUUGUCUGGACGGAGGAGGCACAGGCGGCCCUCGACCUCCUAAAGGCUCUCUUAUCCUCUCUGCCGGUGCUCGUCGCACCGGAUCCCUGCGAACCCCUUUUGCUUUACUUGGCAGCCAUUAACCAUUGGGUCAGCGCCACUCUGGUAGUCGAAAGGGAAGAACAGGGACACGCCCUUAAGGUCCAACGUCCCGUGUAUUUCGUCAGCGAGGUACUGACCGACACCAAGUCGCGGUACCCGCAGACACAAAAGCUCUUAUACGUCGUCGUCAUGACGGCCAAGAAGUUGCAACACUACUUCACCGAGCAUGAGGUGCCGGUCGUCACCUCGUUCCCACUCGGAGAAGUCAUUCCCUCAUCCCUGGCCGACUUCAUCGCCGAGUGGACAGAAGUCCAAUCCCCGACCCCAGAAAUCUCUCACGAGUACUGGACCCUCUACUUCGACGGGUCGGUCAUGGGACCCGGCACGGGGGCCGGGGACGUCCUGGUCUCCCCAGAAGGAGGCAAGUUCCAGUACACAGUCUGCCUCCACUUUCCUGCAUCCAACAACGUAGCAGAGUAUGAGGCGCUGAUCAGCGGCGUCCGCAUAGCCAUCAACAUUGGGGCAACCCGCCUGUACGUCUACGGCGACACCAAGCUCAUAGUCGACCAGGUCAUGAAGAACUCUAACUGCGAGAGCCCCCUCAUGGACGCAUACUGCCAAGAAGUCCGUAAGCUAGAAGGGAGAUUCCGGGGUCUGGAGCUCCACCACAUCCCACGAAAACAAAACCCCGACGCGGACGCUCUCGCAAAAAUGGCUGCCGAGCGCAAGCCGGCACCCAACAGUGUUUUCAUCAAUGACCUGAACGCGCCGGGAGGAUUCACCCACCUACUUGUUGCAAUCGAUAAGUUCACAAAAUGGAUAGAGGUAAAACCGAUAGCCACGAUCGACUCCAAGGAGACCGUCAAAUUCUUCUUAGACAUCGUCUAUAGAUUCGGCGUGUCCAACUCCAUCAUCACCGACAACGGGACCAAUUUAACAGGUCACUACUUCCAAGAGUUUGCGGAAGAAUACGGGAUCCGGAUCGACUGGUCUUCAGUCGAACCCCCGCGCACAAACGGGCAAGUAGAAUGA